Molecule: messenger RNA, 342 nt
Organism: Macrosiphum euphorbiae (potato aphid)
Lineage: Eukaryota; Metazoa; Arthropoda; Insecta; Hemiptera; Aphididae
Source: the annotation of a GenBank genome assembly
AUGGCACCGAAAAAGUCCAAACGUAGCGCCUCAGAAUCCUCUUCUUCCGACUCCGGACCCGACGACAGAAAUCCUCCUCCAAAAAAAUCUAAACCUUCCGAUAAAGGAAGUUCCAAGAAAACCAACUCAAAUGAAGAAGAGCAUUCUUUUGCAUUGGAUAAAAAUCGUUUUGUUAAAGUAAGGGAAUUUCGUGGUAAACUUUUCAUUGACAUCCGUGAAUUCUAUGAGAAGAAUGGAGAAACACUUCCUGGAAAAAAAGGCAUAUCUUUGUCUGUUGGUCAGUGGAACAAACUGAAAGAGCAAAUUGAUGACAUUCAGGAAUCUGUUGAAAAAUUGGGAUAA